Messenger RNA from Nyctereutes procyonoides (raccoon dog), 5171 nucleotides. RefSeq names its product zinc fingers and homeoboxes 1 (gene ZHX1). Lineage: Eukaryota; Metazoa; Chordata; Mammalia; Carnivora; Canidae. The coding region runs from base 492 to 3113 and encodes 873 amino acids. Gene Ontology annotation, cellular component: nucleus. Gene Ontology annotation, molecular function: DNA-binding transcription factor activity, RNA polymerase II-specific; DNA binding. Gene Ontology annotation, biological process: regulation of transcription by RNA polymerase II. The record is from RefSeq and is a predicted model, not a curated record. The transcript is spliced from 4 exons.
GGGGCCCGCCGAGCUGCCGAGGCCGUGUGCCGGCCCGCGGAGCGGUUCCGGGUGUAGGGUUCACAGGUCAGAGUUGACUCCCUGAAAAGUGCAGCCGGUUUGAAAUGCAAGAUGGCGGCGGCGGGGCGCUGAGAGGCGCGGCGGCCCCUGCAGGAAAUGGCAGAUAGGUACUUCAGACCUGUUGGUAAUGAUGGCCUGAGCUAAACACCUAAUUUGAAGGGACACCCUCCGUGUCAAAGAACAGAAUGCUGAAGAAGCUAUGGCAAGUGAUUGGAGUUGUGCUUCAAAAAUUUCAGCAGUUCAACAGUAUUUUAUCUGCCAACAAUAAGCUCUUUACUUGAUUGCACCAUGAGAAAGCUGCUAAUGAAACUUGCUGAACACAAAAAUGGACUUGAAGAACCAAAAGGCAUUGUUUUCAAAUGAAGAAUACUGAACAAUUUUAAGCCUUGAUGCUUUUUAAUCACCAGUGAGAUUUUCCUCAUAACAUCAGAAUGGCAAGCAGGCGAAAAUCCACAACACCUUGCAUGGUCCUUGCCAGUGAACAGGAUCCAGACCUGGAGUUGAUAUCAGAUUUGGAUGAAGGUCCUCCUGUACUUACACCUGUAGAAAACACCAGAGCGGAGAGUAUCUCAAGUGAUGAAGAAGUUCAUGAAUCUGUGGAUUCUGACAAUCAACAAAAUAAAAAAGUUGAAGGUGGCUAUGAAUGUAAAUAUUGUACUUUUCAAACCCCAGAUCUAAAUAUGUUUACUUUUCAUGUGGAUUCAGAACAUCCCAAUGUAGUGCUAAAUUCAUCCUAUGUUUGUGUCGAAUGCAAUUUUCUUACCAAAAGGUAUGAUGCACUUUCUGAGCAUAAUCUGAAAUAUCACCCAGGAGAAGAGAAUUUUAAGUUGACUAUGGUGAAACGAAAUAACCAGACAAUCUUUGAACAGACAAUAAAUGAUCUGACUUUUGAUGGUAGUUUUGUCAAAGAGGAGAAUUCAGAGCAAGGUGAAUCUACAGAAGUUUCUUCUUCAGGAAUAUCUAUCAGUAAAACCCCAAUCAUGAAAAUGAUGAAAAAUAAAGUGGAGAACAAACGGAUCACAGUUCAUCACAACUCAGUUGAGGACAUUCCUGAAGACAAAGAGAAUGAGAUCAAACCAGACCGUGAAGAAACUGUGGAAAAUCCAAGUUCCUCAGCCUCUGAAUCUAAUACAAGUACUUCCAUUGUCAACAGAAUACAUCCAAAUACUGCCAGCACAGUCAUGACCCCAGCAGCAGUUCUUCCUGGGUUAGCACAGGUGAUAACUGCUGUAUCAGCUCAGCAGAAUUCCAAUUUGAUUCCCAAAGUCUUAAUCCCCGUUAAUAGCAUUCCUACCUACAAUGCUGCAUUGGAUAACAACCCCUUGUUGCUUAACACCUACAACAAGUUCCCUUAUCCCACGAUGUCAGAAAUUACUGUUCUUUCUGCUCAAGCAAAAUACACAGAAGAACAGAUCAAGAUAUGGUUUUCAGCCCAACGUUUAAAACAUGGUGUUAGCUGGACUCCUGAGGAAGUAGAGGAGGCCAGAAGAAAACAAUUCAAUGGAACAGUACACACUGUACCUCAGACCAUAACCGUUAUUCCUACACACAUUUCCACAGGGAGUAAUGGUUUACCAUCCAUUUUACAGACAUGCCAAAUAGUUGGUCAGCCAGGACUGGUUCUUACACAAGUAGCUGGAACAAACCCCUUGCCAGUAACAGCACCUAUAGCCUUGACAGUGGCAGGGGUUCCAAAUCAAACAAAUGUACAAAAAAGUCAGGCACCUGCUGCCCAGCCUAUUGCAGAGACAAAGCCAGCAACAGCAGCAAUCCCACCUUCUCAGCUUGUUAAACAUGAAACCACAGGGGCAAACCCUGAUUCAUUUGGCAUUCGAGCCAAAAAGACUAAAGAACAACUGGCCGAAUUAAAAGUCAGCUACCUUAAAAAUCAGUUUCCCCAUGAUUCAGAAAUUAUCAGACUUAUGAAAAUCACAGGCCUGACUAAAGGAGAGAUUAAAAAAUGGUUUAGUGACACAAGGUACAACCAGAGAAAUUCGAAGAGUAAUCAGUGCUUACAUCUCAACAAUGAUUCCUCCACGACUAUUAUUAUAGACUCCAGUGAUGAAACCACAGAAUCUCCAACUGUUGUUACUUCACAGCCUAAACAAUCCUGGAAUCCUUUUCCCGACUUCACUCCCCAGAAAUUUAAAGAGAAGACUGCAGAACAGCUCCGUGCCCUUCAGGCAAGUUUUCUCAACAGCUCCAUACUCACAGAUGAAGAGUUAAAUAGGUUAAGAGCUCAAACCAAACUUACCAGAAGGGAAAUUGAUGCUUGGUUUACAGAGAAGAAGAAAUCAAAAGCUUUAAAGGAAGAGAAAAUGGAAGUAGAUGAAAAUAAUGCAGGUAGUUCCAAAGAAGAACCUGGAGAAACUUCUCCCAGAGAUGAAUCUGGUGCACCUAAGCCAGGAAAUACGGGCAAGAUCUGUAAAAAAACACCUGAGCAGUUGCACAUGCUUAAGAGUGCAUUUGUCCGAACCCAGUGGCCAUCACCAGAAGAAUAUGACAAGUUGGCUGAAGAAAGCGGGCUUGCUAGAACAGACAUCGUCAGUUGGUUUGGGGACACCCGUUAUGCUUGGAAAAAUGGAAACUUAAAAUGGUACUACUACUAUCAAAGCGCCAAUUCGAGUAGUAUGAAUGGGCUGUCCUCCCUUAGGAAAAGGGGGAGGGGAAGACCCAAAGGAAGGGGAAGAGGAAGACCACGUGGGCGGCCGAGAGGAAGCAAGAGAAUGAACAACUGGGACAGGGGGCCAUCACUCAUAAAAUUUAAAACUGGAACUGCAAUACUUAAGGAUUAUUACCUGAAGCACAAAUUUCUUAAUGAGCAAGACCUUGAUGAGCUCGUGAACAAAUCACAUAUGGGCUAUGAGCAGGUCAGAGAGUGGUUUGCAGAAAGACAGAGGAGAUCCGAGUUAGGUAUGGAAUUAUUUGAGGAAAACGAGGAGGAAGAUGAAGUGAUCGAUGAUCAGGAAGAGGACGAAGAAGAAACAGAUGAUAGUGACACUUGGGAACCCCCACGACAUGUGAAACGGAAGCUUUCUAAAUCAGAUGACUGAAAUGGAAGAAUUCAAAAACGAAAACUAAAGAGAAGGGGAAAAGUGUACCGAAGGACAAACUUACCACAGGGGCGAGGAUUGCUCAGUUUUAGGAAACUAGGUGAAAAUGGGUAUCUUUUUUUAUUUAUUGUAUUGCCCCCCAAACUAUUAGGUUUUUAACUAGAGUUUAAAAUGCUUUAUGUGUUAAAAUUAUUCAGUAAUUUUUCUGUUGAAAGCCAAAGGUCUAUUUUAGGCUUUAUGUAAAUUCAUAUUUGCUUGGAGGGCAUCUGUUUUUGAAAACUGUGAUAUAAAUUAUUUCUGUCUUAGAGAUCAAAAGGUAAAUAACAGAUUUGAUAUUAAAUUAACUCAGUUGCCUAAAGUGUCUUUUCAUUCUUUGAUAGAAAACAAACCUGCUACCAGAAGAAAUGCUGUAAUUGGUUAAAAAUACAUCUCUUGCUAUAAAAGCGCAAGUAAACAUGCUUUAAAUCUGAAAGGUUUGGCAUGUUCCUUAAAUUUUAAUUCCUUUAUAGAUUGAAUUAAAAUUUCACUGUAGCUGCAAUCAGACACCUGAUUUCGAGUUAGGACUUCAAUUCUUAAUACUUUUGGAAUUUAAUAGCAUAGUUCUAUUCUACUCUCUGUUUUGGAGUGUUCUAGGAUAAAACUAUACUCUGUUGAGUAUAGAGUAAACCAUAUUCUAUUGCGAUUAAUGCACUCGUCACAAAAUGUUUGUAUAUGUCUGUCAGUAGUCCAAAAGCAUCUUAUUAUCAGAGAUUACUGCCGUGUUCUCAAACAGUAAAAAAGGAAACGAGGAAUAGAUCCUCAUUAUCGUAUGAGCAUGUUUACUUACCUCCUUAGCUGUUUGUAUCCCUACCCCAUCCUCUACUUUUAUGCUCUAUUAUUCUGCGCAGUAUUUCCUUGACUCCCCCAUGUCUUCCUCACUGGUUUUAUUUAUUUUGUUGAACAGUUAUUUAUAGAGAGCUUAAUAUGUACCAGGCACUUUUCUUUUUGCUUAGCAGUCCUUUUCCAGACUUUCUUUUCAUUAACAUUUUUUUUCAAGCAGAAAUAUAGAUGAAACUAAAGCAUCUAUUUUAGAGUAAAUCUUACUCCAGGUUUUGAGCGUAAUGUAAGUAACAGGAAGUUAAACAAUGUUGUAUAGCUUUAUCCUGAAGUGCAGUUCUCCAUUUCCUAAUGUCAGAAAUUUUCAGGACAGGCUUUCUUCUGACCCAGAUGCAUAAAAUAUUUUUACCAGGCUUUUUUUUUUUUUUUCUAAACACAAUUCUCACUCGGCCAAGAUUAAAUCAACAAAUGUGUUGCUGCAGUGAAUUGUCCUUGUGGUUGUAGUAACUUCAGCAAUGAUUCUGUAGGGAGCUGCAAUCUUCUAAAAAUAACAGGAACUUUUUUGUACAGUUUUUGGCUUUGUGUGGAUAAUUCUCAUGUUCUGUAUUGACACUCUAAUGGAUACUAUGAUAAAAAAAAUUCAUACAAAGCCACAGUUUUCAAAAAAUUAUGUAUGUUAUUCAUGCACUUUCAUGGUACAUAUUCAGACAUGCCUUUAAAAAUAUUCAAAAGUCUAAAAUUUAAAAAUGCAUUAAUUAGCAAGUUACUGUUGGCUUAACAAAAUAAUUUUUCAUCUUAUAAGAGGAUUCAUCUUAAGUUUCCUCUUAAUAGUUAUUUCUUCACUUAAAUAUGGUUCAGUUUACCAAAAAUAAGUAACCAAAACUUCUCCAAAAUAGUUAUUGCAAAAGGUGAAAUACAUAUAUAUCUUUUGCAUAAGUGAGACUUGUAUAUAAAUAGAAAAAAAAUACAAGAGCCUUUAGAUCUCAGUCUGUUUAUUACAAAUACUGACAGUGAGUAUACACUUCCUACUAAUAAUUGUUUUUAUAAAUUUUAACAUAAAGGUGAAAAUGUCCAUAUGCAGAACCUAUACAUAGGAGUUGCACACAAAAUCUACUUUAUAUAAAAUGUAUAUAGCAAGUGAUCUCAGUGUUUAAUAAGCAAAUACAAAGGAUGUAUUUUCAUGGCUAAUUUGUAUAAUUUUUGUUUCUAAAGUGGUAAACAUUAAAAUAUGGGUUUUAAAAA